Molecule: messenger RNA, 1265 nt
Organism: Panonychus citri (citrus red mite)
Lineage: Eukaryota; Metazoa; Arthropoda; Arachnida; Trombidiformes; Tetranychidae
Gene: Ras85D
Product: GTPase HRas
Exons: 2
Coding region: 140-709 (189 amino acids)
Biological process (GO): epidermal growth factor receptor signaling pathway; Ras protein signal transduction
Cellular component (GO): plasma membrane
Molecular function (GO): GTP binding; GTPase activity; GDP binding
Source: RefSeq, a predicted model, not a curated record
GCAGUCUUAGUUCGGUGGUCUAGACUCAUCUAAAUUUUUUCUCUUUUCUCUCUUUUUCUUUAAUGUAGUUAUUUGUUUAUAUCUCCGUUUUUGAUUUUUUAUUUAAACUACAAUUUAAAUUGUUGAUCAAUUUACCAACAUGACAGAGUAUAAGCUAGUGGUUGUCGGUGCCGGUGGUGUUGGUAAAAGUGCUCUCACUAUACAAUUAAUUCAAAAUCAUUUUGUUGAUGAAUAUGAUCCAACCAUCGAAGAUUCCUAUCGUAAGCAAGUGGUUAUAGAUGGUGAAACAUGCCUUUUGGAUAUCUUGGACACUGCCGGACAAGAAGAGUACAGUGCCAUGAGAGAUCAAUAUAUGCGCACUGGGGAGGGGUUUUUGCUUGUAUUUGCCCUUAAUAAUGCGAAAUCAUUUGAAGACAUUUCAAUGUACAGAGAACAGAUUAAAAGAGUAAAAGAUGCAGACGAUGUACCGAUGGUAUUAGUUGGUAACAAAUGUGAUUUACAGACUCGAGCUGUUGACAUUUGGGGUGCUCAAGAGGUGGCCAAAAGCUAUGGAAUUCCAUUCGUUGAAACUUCUGCCAAAACUCGCCAAGGUGUUGAUGAUGCAUUCUAUACACUUGUUCGUGAAAUAAGGAAAGACCGAGAUAGAAAAGGAAAAGAUAAGAAAAAAGAAAAAAAAGGUUCUCGCAAAAAGAAGUGCUACAUUCUAUGAUUAUUUCAAAAAAAAACCUCUCUCACUCUCUCUCUCUCUCUCUCUCUCUCUCUCUUCUGUCUUUUCUACCCUUUUCUCUUUCUCUCUUUUUCAUUUAUCUCUCUAUUUUAUUUCUCUCUCUCUCUCUCUCUUUCUCUCUCUCUCUCUCUCUCUCUCUCUCUCUCUCUCUCUCUCUCUCUCUCUCUCUCACUCUUCCUUACUUUCUUUUAUUUCUCUCUCUCUCUCUCUCUAAUUUGACAAAACGAAACAAUCAUUUAGUGCAUCAGAUAAGUUUUUCUUUUUGAAUAAACAAUAAAGUCAAUUGGAGAUUUUUAAAUUAUUCAUAGAUGGAGCCAAAAAAAGUUCCAUAAAAAUUGAGAAAAUGUUGAUUGUAUUUCCAAUUAAAUUGAACAUUUCUCAUGGAUUCAUGUUACUAUUUAAUUCCAUUUGCUGUUAUCCUUGAUUCUGAUUAACACAAACACACAACUGAUAACCUUUGACAGUUAAAAGGAUGGAAACAAUUUGUUCAUCUUUCAUCCUAAAAACAAAUGAAACAAUUAAAAAGUUUACAAUUGAA